Molecule: messenger RNA, 1381 nt
Organism: Rhodamnia argentea
Lineage: Eukaryota; Viridiplantae; Streptophyta; Magnoliopsida; Myrtales; Myrtaceae
Exons: 8
Coding region: 74-1096 (340 amino acids)
Cellular component (GO): membrane
Source: RefSeq, a predicted model, not a curated record
CGAAACCAAUGAGCCCCCACCCGUAUUCAAUUCCCUCUUCUCUGGCACAUUCCGUCGAACACGUCUCUUGGGCAUGGGGCUGGACGUCGCCUGGUACGACUUCGUCUGCUUCGGCAUUGUGGGCGUCGCGCUUCUCGGGUCCCUGUGGCUUAUCUGGAGGAAAGAGGGCGCUUGCCGGUGCGACGACAACAGCUUGUACGAGAGCUUGCUCGUGGGUCGGCCCGAGAGUGAUGGGUCGAUGCAGGGCUCCGUCCCGAAGAGCCACGUGGGCUCGUCGCAGCUCUGGACCAGCUGCUGGCGUGGGGUUCACCCGGGCUGGCUCUUGGGGACGCGGCUCUGCUCGUUCCUGAUAUUGGCCGGGUUCAUGUUCAAGGAUAUCGAUGACUGGGGCGUGAGCGUGUACAUCUAUUACACCGAGUGGACUUUCACUCUAGUUAUGAUCUAUUUUGGGGUAGGGUCUGUUGUGUCUGCAUAUGGGUGCUGGAUGUAUCACAUGCCAUCUCCUUCUACAAAUGGAUCUGGGAGUGAGUUCAAGAGGGAUUUGGAAGAGAGUAGGACAACUGCUCCUAACCCAGAUGCAGAACAAGAAGCCAGGGGCUCCAGGUUGAGACGCCACUACACUGAAGAGGAGAUCCUGCAAAGAGCAGGAUUUUGGGGAUAUCUGAUGCAAGUUUUAUAUCAGACUUGUACAGGAGCUGUAGUCAUGACAGAUGUUGUCUUUUGGUGCGUGAUAGUCCCGUUCUUGUCUACAGCACGUCUUGGCCUGAAUGUGUUGAUGGGGUGCAUGCACACCCUGAAUGCCUUCUUACUCCUAGUUGAUACUGCACUCAACAGUCUUCCAUUCCCAUGGUUCCGGUUCGUAUACUUCAUGCUCUGGAGCUCUAUCUAUGUCAUUUUUCAGUGGGUCAUCCAUGCCUGUGGUUUUUCAUGGUGGCCCUAUCCAUUUCUUGUCCUAUCGACACCGUGGGCUCCUCUAUGGUAUUUUGUCCUCGCAGUUCUUCACAUUCCUUGCUACAGCAUAUACGCUCUGAUCAUAAAGGCGAAAAAUUCUUUUCUUCCCAGAUUGUGUCCCCAUUGUUUUGUGAGGUCGGGUUAGCUUCAUUCUCUGCAUCACGCCUUCUCCUUCAUCGAAAGUAGUACCUCCAUUUUACAAUUCCUAGUCUUUUAGUUUCUUCCUUUUUGGCUCAAUUGCCUUACAUGCUACGAGACUUCAUGCGUACGAGGAGGGUCGAGUCUCGAAUCCUUUUCCUCCUGAUUUGUGAUUCGCCCUGCUGGGGGACAGUCUAGAGUUGAUCAAUUGCUCAAACUUACAUUGUAUCUGCCAAACUAGUGUCUAACUAUCAUUUUCUUUCCUAAAUAACAAAACCAGUUCAAUUACUUU